AUGCCGAGACGACACUGGUUUGAAAGAGUCUUAUGGGUUACAAUAGUGGCGCUCGCCACUUGGGGCGCCCUCAACGUGUCCCUUGGGCAACUACAGCGGUUCAACGACAAUCCAACUGUGGUGACCCUGGAGAAAGACUUUCGUUCUUGGAGGUUCUCUUUACCAGCUGUUACCGUUUGUCAUGGGAAUCGCUCAGACCCUGAAAACCUGGUGAAGGCCAUCAAAGCCCGCUGGCGCGUGUCACCAGAAGACCCUCGCUAUUCUUAUUACACGCGUUUCGUGUUGACCGUGGCCAAUUCAGACCUGUUCCACCUCCAGGGUUAUGAGGAGUUCAGAGGAGAUGCUUCGCUUAAUGUGGACUUGCUAGAACUGGUUAAAGAGGUGAUGCCUGAACUGGUGAUAAAAACGUCAUCAUCACAACCGUUACCUCUCCAAUGGACACCGGUGAUGACUGAAAGCGGAGCCUGCUACAUCACCAAUUCUGUGGCGUUUGCUGAUGUUGCUUUGUCAAAACUCCGAGGUAACAUCACAAACGACCUUCCCGUCACCUGCCACUACUCCGCGAUGGUCUGCUACAUCAUAUUCGAAGUCACGAAGACGGUUCACUUUUACAUCCACUCACCAUACGAUGUCGCGAAGACCACGGAAAAAGCAAGUACGGUUUUUCCGGCUUUGAACCGCUUCGUAGAGUUGAGUGUCGGCGAGACGAGGGCUGGUUCCAGGGUGAGGGAUCUGUCUCCCAGACGACGGGCUUGCAGGUACACGGACGAAGCACUUUUGGGGAAGCAGGUGUAUAGUACUGAGAUGUGCAGAUUGUCAUGUAGAAGCAACCUAGCCCUAGAGCUGUGCGGCUGUCGGCCUUUUUACUAUUUCUUCGAAGUGGGUCCAUCAUGCACCCCAUCUGGGAUGUGGUGCCUCUCCCAGCACAGCCGAGAACUCGCCAACUUCGGUGGCAUCAGAUGCAACUGCAGUGCGCCCUGUCUCCACGCCGAGUUCAAAGAGAACUUCGUCGAAGAUCAGCUCUGGGGAAAAGGCCCGUUUCAGGAAAGGGGAGCAAUACGGUUAUCAGUGCAAGCUCCACGAUCGAGAUACAUCAGAGAAAUCGUUUUCCACUUCGAGGACUUAGUUGUUUCGUUCGGAGGUGCAGCAGGGUUGUUCCUUGGCGCCAGUUUUAUUACAUUCAUUGAGAUUAUCUACUUCAUGUUGGAGAAAGUGUUUGGCAUGUUUUCUACGGACGAAAAGCCAAAACCACUGAAAGAACAAGGAUCUUACGAAAGACCAUCAAAGGACAAUAUAAUUAUAGAAUCGCAGAGAUUUUACUAUUGA
This is a messenger RNA of Leptosia nina, 1326 nucleotides long. The record is from the annotation of a GenBank genome assembly. Lineage: Eukaryota; Metazoa; Arthropoda; Insecta; Lepidoptera; Pieridae.